AUACACUCUCGACCCCUAUCCAAACGCCACUGAUUAUUGAGAAAAGUAGAAAACCGCCGACGUUAACCAACUGAGAGAAAAAUGGCCGCCGCAGCACCACCACCACUCCCAACCACCACCCCCGAGCUCAACAUGGAUCUCCCGACUAGCCACCCACUCUUCACUAGGAUCCGCCUCGCAACUAGGCUCGACGUCCCGGUUAUCCACAAAAUGAUCUACCAAAUGGCAGUAUUCGAACGCCUCACCGACCUAUGCUCCGCCACCGAACCCUCCCUCUCCACCACUCUCUUCUCCAAAGACAACCCCUUCGAAUCCUUCACCGUAUUCCUCAUCGAAGCUUCCAUAAAACCAUUUCCUUCCUCCUCCAUCGCUCACCACCCCAAAUUCACACCCACCCACAAAACCCUAAAUCUCGAUUACCCGAUCUCCGAUCCCGAAUCGGAAGUCUUCAAGUCAUCGACGAUGGAGGAAGGAGUGAUUGUAGCUGGGUUCGUUCUGUUCUUCCCUAAUUACUCGUCCUUUCUGGCGAAACCAGGGUUCUACAUAGAAGAUCUGUUCGUGAGGGAAAGUUAUCGGAGGAAGGGGUUGGGGAAGAUGCUGUUGUCGGCGGUGGCUAGACAGGCGGUGGCGAUGGGGUACGGGAGGGUGGAGUGGGUUGUGCUGGAUUGGAAUAUGAAUGCGAUAAAGUUCUACGAGGAAAUGGGAGCUACUGUUAUGCAGGAAUGGAGGGUUUGUAGGCUCACUGGUGAUGCUCUUCAAGGUUAUGCUACUACUUCUGGUACCAAAAACGAUAUUGAUUUGAUCUGAUUUGAUUCGUUUUUAGGGUUUUCUCGGUGUUUGGAGGAGAGAGAUAGAUAGAAUUAGGGUUUUCUAGGAAUUGGGAUUAUGUGAAUUGUCUUAUUUGCCCCCUUUCCUCAAUGUUUCAACUUUAGUUACGGAGA
Lactuca sativa (garden lettuce) is the source of this 941-nucleotide messenger RNA. Its product is annotated as GCN5-related N-acetyltransferase 8. The record is from RefSeq and is a predicted model, not a curated record. NCBI's taxonomy places the organism in Eukaryota, Viridiplantae, Streptophyta, Magnoliopsida, Asterales, Asteraceae. Gene Ontology annotation, molecular function: N-acetyltransferase activity.